AUGGGCACAAGAACCAUCUACCUAAUCUCUGCUCGCAACAUCACUUUCCAGCCAGCCAACUUCUCAAUCUUGAGAGAAAGGAACCAAGGUCCACGCCGUCAACGCUCCUAUGGCAGGCUAAGUCUUAGUAUUCAAACGAAACUACAACCCAAUGCCUCCCACAUAAUCGACUCCUCAGCCGACGCGCCUCCACGCAUCGACCCAACCCCGCGAGGGAAUAUCGAGCUUGCAGCAGCGGAGGUUCCUACUCCUGGAAUCAGUCAGAACUUCAUGGCACCUAUCAGUAACAAGCGCUGUCAAGAGUGGACUAUGGAGUAUAUCCGCCACCUGGUUGCGAGGGGUAUUGUCGGCAAAGAGGCGAUUGAUAUUGUUCAGUCGAAGAUGGAUCUACCGAGUCAUGGAAUUGGUCUGCAAUGGAGUAAUUGA
Messenger RNA from Penicillium arizonense, 426 nucleotides. RefSeq lists its product as uncharacterized. The coding region runs from base 1 to 426 and encodes 141 amino acids. The transcript is spliced from 2 exons. The record is from RefSeq and is a predicted model, not a curated record. Lineage: Eukaryota; Fungi; Ascomycota; Eurotiomycetes; Eurotiales; Aspergillaceae.